This is a messenger RNA of Strigops habroptila (Kakapo), 1662 nucleotides long. RefSeq names its product protein C19orf12 homolog. Lineage: Eukaryota; Metazoa; Chordata; Aves; Psittaciformes; Psittacidae. The coding region runs from base 419 to 844 and encodes 141 amino acids. The record is from RefSeq and is a predicted model, not a curated record. The transcript has 3 exons.
GGGCGCGCUGCGCUCUUCCGAAGCGAGCUCCGGGGCACGGGCUGCGCCGCGCCUGGCCUCCGGCCUGCGCCCGCCUCGGCACCGGGGCCGGGGCCGGGUUGGCUGUCGGUGCCGCCGCGCGGGCAGGCGGGAGGGGCGGCGGCAAACCCGCGCCCAGUGCCGAGCGCGCUGCGGCCACCGGCUGCAGCGGAGGGAGCCGGGCCCGCUGCCCGCGGCCUGCCGCCGCCCCGCUGCCCGGGCGCCCGGCGCGGAGGUGAGGGCGCGCUGCCGCGGGCCCGGCGCUCCCUCGCGGGGCAGCGCCGAAGGGGUCCCGGGCCGGGCCGUGCACGGCCAGGCCGCGCUGCUCUCCCCGCGCCGGCGGCACCGCAGCCGGUUCCGGCUGGGCGCGGGUGCCGGCGGAGGAUCUUAACUCGCCAAGAUGCCCAUCAAUGUAGAUGAUGUGAUGCAGCUGUUCUGCCACCUCUCCCAGGAGAAGGGGAUGAAAGCUGCUAUCAAGCAUUCUGGUCGAGGAGCACUGCUGGCAGGUGCAACAGCUUUUCUUGGGGGUCUGAUGGGAGGUCCACCUGGAAUCGCUGUAGGAGGAGCAUUUGGUGGCCUGCUUGGUGCCUGGAUGACUAGUGGACAGUUCAGGCCAGUCCCUCAGAUUUUACUGGAAUUGCCUCCUGCUGAGCAGCAGAAACUCUACGAUGAAGCCGCUGUUAUUCUCAGGCACUUAGACUGGACCGACGUUGCUCAGCUGACUGCUCUUGUAAUGGGAAAUGCUAGUCUCCAGCAGAAGUUGACAGCAGUGCUGAUAAAUUACCUCUCCAAAGAGCUAAGAGCAGAGAUACAGUAUGGAGAAUAAACCUUUCCAGAGCAGGCUUUUUACAGUGUAAUGAAUUUUACUUUGACAAUUGUGUACUUCAACAUAACAAUUAUUGGAUAUCUGUACUAAUUAUGAACAUAGGCCAAUCUAAGAAUUGUUUCAGAUUUGAUGUUUGGGGUUUUGUUUUGUUUGUUUGUGGGUUGUUGUGGGGGGUGAAUGUGUAAGGAUGAGAUUAAUGCAUUAUCCUGCCACGGACUUGCUAUGUAAUUUUGAAUCACUCCGCACUUGACUGAAUUGAAAAUCACGGAAGGGAUUUAGGCUUCUCUUACAUGAAUGUAUCACUAGUUAAAAUUUCCAAAGUCAUUGUGUUUUAUUUAGGAGAUAUAAUCCUGUUUAAGUGCUUUAAAUCUCUUCUGUGAAUGCCAUAUAGGUGUUGCCAAAGUAGCUAGGGCACUUGGCAGAAUUUUGCCUUUUUUGGUUUUUUGCCUGUUUCAGUCCUGCAAAAGAGAGUUACAAGAAAGUACGUUACUGUGAACUCAAAGAUCUCAAAAGUACUCACUUUAUUCUUUGUUGCUUUUUUAUUGGAAUUCUUGAGUUAUUUAUUCCUUUCUGUAAGAAGUGAAGCCGAUGGCUAAACAAGAUUUAAAGCAACAGGUAAACAAAGUGUUCACAAUUAGGAAUUCCUGGUGUCCUAGAAUGGGAGGGCGUGGCGAGAAUAGUCUGAGCUUAGAAAUGGGGAGUUGAACCUGCAGGUUUUAUUCUCUCCCCAGGAUUAGGGUUGUCAUUUCAGCAGUGGUUUCUUGACUGCCUCUGAACAGCUGGACCUCUGUUUUCAUUAAAAUAUUCUCAAGAAGCAU